CACCACCUGGGCACACUCCACACCUCUGUCCCGAGCGUCUCCCCCCUUUCUCCUUUUACCACCGAAAUUUCAUCACCUGGGAAAAGAGUCUCCUCCUUUUCCCAGUGCUCUGCGGCACAAAUCUACAUCUACCGCCGAUUGCCUCUGCUCUGGUGUUCUUGCGCGGUACCCCUACCCACUCCUGUAUUCAUUCCUACUACCAACCCUCCGACCACCCGGAAGGUAUACGCGCACACAGUCAGCCAGAGCUUCCGCGCGGACCGCUCUCGUCCUCCAUCAGAUUCAUCCGCAUAUUCUUGGUCUUCGUGGGCUCGUCCAACCGCCUCCAUACCCCGCCGCUACCUAUCCCCCGAUCUAUAUCCAAUACCGCCAAACUGUCACCCAUACUUCUCAACCGUACUUCCCGCCUUAGCUUUGCUGGCGACCCUCGACCCCACAAGUUGAGCGUGUCAGCCGCCAACAUGCCUCUGGACGCGCGGGAGGCCCGUAGGAGGCGGUCGAGUAGCUUGGUGUACAAAGAGCCCCCGGAAUCCCUAGAGCAGUUAAGCGACCAGGCUGCUCUUCCAAAUCUGAAUGCGGAUUGGGUGAAUGCAAAGGGUGCCUGGACGAUCCACAUUGUUCUCAUCAUGAUGGCCAAGGUCCUUUUCGACAUCAUUCCCGGAGUCUCUCAAGAGACGUCAUGGACGCUGACCAACUUGUCGUACAUGGUUGGCUCGUACAUCAUGUUCCACUAUGUUCGUGGCGUGCCGUUUGACUUCAAUAGCGGCGCCUACGACAACCUCAACAUGUGGGAGCAGAUCGACAACGGAGAUCAGUACACGCCCACCAAGAAGUUCCUACUCAUGGUGCCCAUCGCGCUCUUCCUGGUCAGCACCCAUUAUACCCAUUACGACUUGACGUAUUUCCUAAUCAACACCAUCGCAACGAUCGCGGUUAUCAUUCCCAAGUUGCCUGCUUUCCAUAGAAUACGUAUAGCGCUGUUCUCGGGUCCGCCUGACGAUCUAUGAGUAGCCCGACUGUUAUCCACAUACAUUGCUCGCUGCAUCGAAACGGGACGUGUUCUUCUUCCCUUGUAUUAUCAUUGGUAUCGCGUUGCACAACUAAAUUGGACUGCAUACGAGCAAUGGAAGGCGUUGAGGUCAAGAAGUAUCCGGCAGCGGGGCAGUUUUAUUUCUACCGAAUCGGUAAUUCGAAUAUUGUUUUGCAAUGUCAUUGUACUGGCUCUGUUCGGAAAUUCAUAAGUGCCUUUCC
This is a messenger RNA of Westerdykella ornata, 1251 nucleotides long. Its product is annotated as Orm1 type endoplasmic reticulum protein. Bases 462 to 1007 code for a protein of 181 amino acids. Gene Ontology annotation, cellular component: endoplasmic reticulum membrane. The transcript has 3 exons. NCBI's taxonomy places the organism in Eukaryota, Fungi, Ascomycota, Dothideomycetes, Pleosporales, Sporormiaceae. The record is from RefSeq and is a predicted model, not a curated record. Gene Ontology annotation, biological process: negative regulation of ceramide biosynthetic process; intracellular sphingolipid homeostasis; ceramide metabolic process.